AUAAUGAUAAUAAUAAUAAUGGUAAUAAGAAGAAUAUCAAUAGUCAUAUUCCACCAGGAAUUUGUACAAUCAAUACAAAUCGUGUAAAUAUGAAUAAAUCCAGUGGAACAGUUGUGAUUUAAGUGUUACGUAUAUAUAUAUAAAUGAAGUUACUAAAAAGAUUGAAGAUGGGCUCAAUGAGAGAUUGAAGAUUUCUUAACCGGGUUUCAAAUGAAAAUUACAUCAUACACUCUUAGUAUUGAUUUAUAAUGCAUCGUUGUACAGAUUAUUUUAAAGAGUGAACCAUUUCUUUUUCUGGUGAAUUCUCUAAUAAAUGCACUUUGUAGUAAAAAAGAUAAUUAAUCAAAUAUGAUGUAGGAUAUGGCAUGAAUGUAACUUACUUACGUCUAUUACUCCUCGUGGAGAAGCAUAGGCCGCCUACCAGCAUUUCUCAUCUAAACCUGUCGUGGGCAAUCCUUUCCAGCUCCUUCCAGUUCUUAUUCAUCCUUUUCACAUCUGCUUAUAUUUCUUGACGUAAUGUGUUCUUUGGCUUUCCUCUUUCCCGCUUUUCUUAACAAUUCCAAGUUAGGGAUGGCCUCGUGAUGCAGUUUGGUGAUUUCCGUAAUGUUUGUCCUAUCUACUUCUAACAUCUUUUCUUCAUUUUCUCUUCGGUUGGAAGCUGAUUUGUUCUCUCCCACAGAAGGCUAUUGCUGAUGGUAUCCGGCCAAUGGAUGUUGAGUAUCUUGCGUAGACAACUAUUCAUAAAUACUUGUACUGCUUCGAUGAUGGUUGUAGUAGUUCUCCAAGUUUCAGCUCCGAGCAGUAGAACUGCCUUGACAUUCGUAUUGAAGAUUCUGACUUUGAUUUUGGUUGAAAGUUGUUUUGAGUACCAUAUGUCUUUCAAUUGUAGGAAUGCGACCCUUGAUUUGCCAAUCCUCGCCUUUACUUCUGCAUCUGAUCCUCUUUGUCCAUCAAUGAUGCUUCCUAGGUAAGUGGAGAAUUUCACAUCCUCCAGAGUUUCGCCAUCAAGUAUGAUUGGGUUGAUGUUCUCCAUGUUGUAUUUGAGGACCUUGGUUUUUCCCUUGUGUAUGUUGAAACCUCAUAAUGCAGAGGCUACUGCUACACUAUUUGUCUUCAUCUGCAUAUGAUAGCAUCAAUGUACGUUGACAUAAUUUGCUACAAACUACAGCGUAAAAAAGAUUAAAUGAAUAAAAUAUAUAAAGUAGAAGUUAAGUGGUGAUCUAUGAUGGUAGAAAAAGAUAGCACAGAUAAUAUAAUUGAAUUUUGAACACUUACUACCUACUUACGUCUGUUACUCCUAAUGGAGCAUAGUCCUCUGACCAGCAGUCUCCGACCCAUUCUGUCCUGAGCCUUUCUUUCUAGUUCUAUCCAAUUGUUGUUUUUUCUUCUCAUGUUUUUCUGUUUCCACUUCUCGGCGUAAUGUGUUCUUUGGCCUU
Schistosoma bovis is the source of this 1436-nucleotide messenger RNA. The record is from the annotation of a GenBank genome assembly. Lineage: Eukaryota; Metazoa; Platyhelminthes; Trematoda; Strigeidida; Schistosomatidae.